UUACUACACGAAGUAAUCGCUAGACAGCAGCCAUCUUGAAUUAUCGUUCGUCUUGUUGUGAAGUGCUAAACAAAAUUAAUUUAUCAUUUAACAAAACAAUGCCAACCUAUCAAGUGUCUGUAAAAUGGGGAAAAGAGAAGUUUGAAAACUUGGAGGUAAACACAGAUGAGCUACCAGAGUUGUUUAAAGCUCAGCUGUUUGCAUUAACGAACGUCACCCCGGAGAGACAGAAGAUAAUGUUGAAGGGUAGUGUUCUCAAGGAUGAUGGAUGGAGUAACAUGAAGCUUAAAAAUGGAUGUAUGAUGAUGAUGGGUACUGUAGGUGAGCUGCCACAGGCCCCAAAGAAAGUAAUGUUCAGGAAGACAUGUCGGACUCCCAGCCAGCAUACUUUGAAGCUACCCACGGGUCUUACAAAUCUUGGAAACACUUGUUAUAUGAAUGCAACUGUCCAAUGUUUGUGUACUGUUUCUGAAUUGAAUGAGGGAUUGCAAAAAUUCAAUGGUACUACAAACUUUGCUUCACAGCUUAAUUCUACAGAGCAAACUGUUUUUGUCCGGCCUCAGAGAUACAUUUCAAAAAUCAAUGAGAAUUCCGACAGCUUCCCUCCGUUCUUUUAGUUCAGGCGUUACAUCUGGCAUUUCCACAUUUUGCUGAGAAAAAUGAUCAAGGCUCCAAUGCAACAGGAUGCGAACGAAUGUUGGACCCAGUUUGUCCGUAUUCUGCAGCAAAAACUUCCGGCCGUGAGGUCUGGGGACGAAAAUAAAGAGAUGACAAACGGCGAGGCUUCAUCGAGGCAGUCGUCAUUAAUCGACCAAUAUUUUGGUAUUCAGUUUCAAAGCACCUUAAAAUGUACUGAAGCGCCCGAUGAACCGGAAUCUGUAUCCACCGAGACCUUAUAUCAACUCAGCUGUUUUAUCGAUAAAGAUGUAAAGUAUCUCUAUACAGGAUUAAAAAAUCGUCUAACAGAAACUAUUCAUAAAAAUUCAACGAGCCUUGGCCGAAAUGCGGAGUAUUUAAAAACUUCUCUUUUAAAGCGUCUGCCUGCAUACCUUUCAAUACAAUUUGUUCGUUUUUAUUACAAAGAAAAAGAGAAGGUUAACGCAAAAAUUUUAAAGGAUGUGAAAUUUCCAUUAACAUUGGAUUUGUUGGAACUAUGUACACCAGAACUCCAAAAAAGAUUGUUACCAAUUCGUGAGAAAUUCAAGGAGAUGGAUGACAAAAAACUCGAGGAGGAAAAGAAAGCUAAGCUUGAGGGAAAGAAAUCUGGUGUUAAUAAAAUGGAUGUCGAUUCUGACGUAAAGGAAUACCAACCAUACUCUUUUUCUGAUGACACUGGCUCUAAUAACAGUGGUUUUUACCAGUUGCAAGCUGUUCUGACUCAUCAAGGACGAUCAUCGUCAUCUGGUCAUUAUGUGGCAUGGAUCAAAGGGAGUAACAACUCUUGGAUUAAGUGCGACGACGAUAAAAUAACGCACAUUACUGAAGAAGAUGUUUUGAAAUUAUCCGGGGGAGGUGACUGGCAUUGUGCAUAUGUGUUGCUAUACGGGCCGAGAAGACUAGAAAUCAUUAAAGAAUCUUCGUGAUCACGUGAUCUUAAGAAGAAGUGGAUUUUGUACCUUUAAAGAAUGCGGCAUUGUGCCAAUAUGUCUAUGGGUUGAUAUCAUCUUAAAAUCUCCUGUUGAGUAAUUUGUCUCAAAUCAACACUGCAGUAUUUUCUUCAGUGUCAUCGAGACAGUUAAGUUUAUACGCUAGCCAAUUGACAAUUGUCAAAAAAAGAUUUUUAUUUUAAAAAUUUGAUUAUUUGUACAUGGAGAAA
Molecule: messenger RNA, 1816 nt
Organism: Xenia sp. Carnegie-2017
Lineage: Eukaryota; Metazoa; Cnidaria; Anthozoa; Malacalcyonacea; Xeniidae
Product: ubiquitin carboxyl-terminal hydrolase 14-like
Exons: 18
Coding region: 660-1583 (307 amino acids)
Biological process (GO): protein deubiquitination; regulation of proteasomal protein catabolic process; proteasome-mediated ubiquitin-dependent protein catabolic process
Molecular function (GO): proteasome binding; cysteine-type deubiquitinase activity
Source: RefSeq, a predicted model, not a curated record